This is a messenger RNA of Syzygium oleosum, 2838 nucleotides long. Its product is annotated as subtilisin-like protease SBT1.7. The record is from RefSeq and is a predicted model, not a curated record. Bases 1 to 2772 code for a protein of 923 amino acids. Gene Ontology annotation, biological process: proteolysis. Gene Ontology annotation, molecular function: serine-type endopeptidase activity. The transcript has 5 exons. Lineage: Eukaryota; Viridiplantae; Streptophyta; Magnoliopsida; Myrtales; Myrtaceae.
AUGGUGAAUUUCUACUCCUCCUUCGCAUAUAGACAUAGGCUGGAGAACCGGACGGGCCCAUGUUUCUAUGUCGCGCCUCCAUUCGACAUUCGAGUUCUCGAGGGAUCAGAAGGAGAGGCUCUUCCUGUUGCCGAGAAGGCCGAGAAAGUAAUGGACUCAAGCAAUAUGCACAACUUGCGAUUGGCAGCUGUGCUUGGGGAAACAACCAUGAGUGAGCUCAUGGUUGGCCUCACUCUCAUUGAGGGUGUGCCGCCAAAGGAGUUGAUGGUACAUUGCCCGGUUAUCAUAUUCACAAUGGCUCUGGAUCGGUGCAAAGAGUUGGGUGGUCCAUUUAGAGGGUGGGGGAUGGUGCAAUACAGUGAGGAAUUGCGUUUACAGGAAAAUUACUCGUCGUGGUUCAUCAAAGUUUAUGGACAAGGAAGUAGCUUUCACAGAAUAUUGAGUAAUAAAGUGAAGAAAACCCCGUUCCCCCCACUUCUCCACCUUCACAAGAUGAAGAUUCUUGUUCUUGUUCUUGUUCUUGGUCUGGCUGUGUCCUGUUUCAGUGACGAUGCCAGUGGACAUGGACAGCAAGGAAGGAGGACUUACAUCGUCCACAUGGCCAAAUCCCAAAUGCCGGCGACGUUCCAGCACCACGCCCACUGGUACGACUCCUCCCUCAAGUCCGUCUCCGGCUCCGCCCAGAUCAUCUACUCCUACGACACCGUCGUCCACGGCUUCUCCGCCCGGCUGACGGCGCGGGAGGCCGAGUCCCUCGAGUCCCGACCCGGGAUCCUCUCGGUCCUCCCGGAGCUCCGGUACGAGCUCCACACCACCCGGACCCCCGAGUUCCUGGGGCUCGACAAGGGCAGCCCCUCGUUCCCCGAUUCGGACCCGGCCAACGAGGUCGUCGUCGGGGUGCUCGAUACUGGGGUUUGGCCCGAGAGCAAGAGCUUCGACGACACGGGCCUCGGGCCGGUGCCGAGCGGCUGGCGCGGCGCGUGCGAGUCCGGCACCAACUUCACGGCGUCCAACUGCAACUCCAAGCUCAUCGGUGCGCGGUUCUUCUCCAAGGGCUACGAGGCGACGAUGGGCCCGGUCGAUGUCUCCAAGGAGUCGAAGUCGCCGAGGGACGACGACGGGCACGGCACCCACACGGCGUCGACGGCGGCCGGGUCCCCUGUGGACGGCGCCAACCUCUUCGGUUACGCCUCCGGGACGGCGCGCGGGAUGGCCGCGCGCGCCCGGGUCGCCGCCUACAAGGUGUGCUGGGCCGGCGGCUGCUUCAGCUCCGACAUACUGGCGGCGAUGGAGGCCGCCGUCGGCGACGGCGUGAACGUCCUCUCGCUCUCCCUCGGCGGCGGGAUGUCGGACUUCUACCGGGACAGCGUCGCGAUCGGCGCGUUCGCGGCGGCGGAGAAGGGCAUCUUCGUCUCCUGCUCCGCCGGGAACGCCGGCCCGAGCUCGUCCAGCCUCUCCAACGUGGCGCCCUGGAUCGCCACCGUGGGCGCGGGCACGCUGGAUCGGGACUUCCCCGCUUACGUCAGCCUCGGCAACGGGAAGAACUUCUCGGGGGUGUCGCUGUACAGCGGGAGUUCCAAGGGGACGCUUUUGCCCUUCGUCUACGCCGGUAAUGUCAGCAACGCCACCAACGGCAACCUCUGCAUGAUGGGCACCCUGGAUCCCGAGAAGGUCAAGGGCAAAAUCGUCCUCUGCGACCGCGGGGUGAACGCCCGGGCCCAGAAGGGGUGGGUCGUGAAGCUCGCCGGCGGCGCCGGGAUGGUCCUCGCCAACACCGCCGCGAACGGCGAGGAGCUGGUGGCGGACGCCCACCUCCUCCCCGCCACCGGCGUGGGGGAGAAGUCCGGCGACGCCAUCAAGAGCUACCUGUUCUCGGACCCCAACCCGACGGCCACGAUCCUCUUCGAGGGCACCAAGGUGGGGAUCCAGCCGUCGCCGGUGGUGGCGGCGUUCAGCUCCAGGGGGCCAAACGUCAUCACGCCCCAGAUCUUGAAGCCCGACAUGAUCGCGCCGGGCGUCAACAUCCUCGCCGGCUGGACGGGGGCCGUCGGCCCGACGGGGCUCGCGGUGGACGACCGCCGCGUCGCGUUCAACAUCAUCUCCGGGACGUCCAUGUCGUGCCCGCACGUGAGCGGCCUCGCCGCCCUCCUAAAGGCGGCCCACGCCGACUGGAGCCCCGCCGCCAUCAAGUCGGCGCUCAUGACCACCGCCUACGUGACCUCCAAGAACGGCGGGAAGCUGCAGGACGUGGCGACGGGCAAAGACUCCACGCCGUACGACCACGGGGCCGGACACGUGGACCCCGUGUCCGCCCUCAAUCCCGGUCUCGUCUACGAUCUGACGGUGCAGGAUUACUUGGACUUCCUCUGCGGGCUCAACUACACGUCGAACCAGAUCAAUCUCCUCACCAGGAGGAACUACACAUGCGACUCCAGCAAGAGCUACAGCCUUUACGACCUGAACUACCCGUCCUUCGCGGCGAGCUUCGACUCGAUGAGCGGCGGAUCCACCACCAUCAAGUACACGAGGACGCUAACCAACGUGGGCUCCGCGGGGACGUACAAGGCCAAGGCGUCGCCGGACUCGGCCGGCGCGGUGAAGAUAGCGGUCGAGCCGGACACCCUGAGCUUCAGCAAGGCCGGGGAGAAGAAGUCGUUCACGGUGACCGUGACGGGGAGCACGAUGCCGUCGGACACCAAUGCCUUCGGGCGGCUGGAGUGGUCGGACGGGAAGACGACCGUCCGGAGCCCGAUGGCAUUCGGCUGGACUUAGAAGGAGAUUUAGGAAAUUCAAUUGGGUCACUCGCUCGAAUAGGAGCGUGUGAUUUCUAGGGAAAAA